CGAAACAGAACUCAUUCUAAAAAAUUUCUUUCCGCAAACGAACAUCACCAUUUCACACAACACAUCGUACUUAUCGCCUCUUUCGAUUCACCAUGCAAUCUCUUCAACCUUCAUCUCUCCGUGCCUCCCCACCCAACCCACUUCUCAGACCUUCAAAUCGCCAAUCUCAUCACAUCACCAAUGCGAGACAACCCACGAGAAGACGCACAUUCAUCUCCGCGUCAUCCUCCACCGUCUCCUCCGCCCCUAAACGCGAAACAGACCCGAAGAAACGGGUCGUAAUCACCGGAAUGGGACUCGUCUCCGUGUUCGGGAACGACGUCGAUGCUUACUACGAGAAGCUGCUUUCCGGCGAGAGUGGAAUCAGCUUGAUUGAUCGAUUCGAUGCUUCAAAGUUCCCGACACGAUUCGGUGGUCAGAUCCGUGGGUUUAGCUCUGAGGGUUACAUCGAUGGGAAGAAUGAGCGGAGGCUUGAUGAUUGCUUGAAGUAUUGCAUUGUUGCUGGGAAGAAGGCUCUUGAAAGUGCGAAUCUUGGUGGUGAUAAGCUUAACACGAUUGAUAAGCAGAAAGCAGGAGUACUAGUUGGGACUGGUAUGGGUGGUUUGACUGUGUUUUCAGACGGUGUUCAAGCUCUUAUUGAGAAAGGUCACAGGAGGAUUUCUCCUUUCUUUAUUCCUUAUGCUAUAACCAACAUGGGUUCUGCUUUGUUGGCGAUUGAUCUUGGUCUUAUGGGUCCUAACUACUCGAUUUCGACGGCUUGUGCUACCUCUAACUACUGCUUUUACGCUGCUGCGAACCACAUUCGCCGUGGUGAAGCUGAUAUGAUGAUUGCUGGUGGAACUGAGGCUGCUAUUAUUCCUAUUGGCUUGGGUGGUUUUGUUGCUUGUAGGGCAUUGUCACAGCGAAAUGAUGAUCCUCAGACGGCUUCGAGGCCGUGGGAUAAACAGAGAGAUGGGUUUGUCAUGGGUGAAGGAGCUGGUGUUCUGGUGAUGGAAAGCUUGGAACAUGCGAUGAAGCGUGGUGCUCCAAUUGUAGCAGAGUAUCUUGGAGGUGCUGUUAAUUGUGAUGCUCAUCAUAUGACUGAUCCAAGAGCUGAUGGACUUGGUGUCUCUUCAUGCAUUGAGAGCUGCCUUGAAGAUGCUGGUGUGUCACCUGAGGAGGUAAAUUACAUCAAUGCCCAUGCAACUUCUACUCUUGCUGGUGAUCUUGCUGAGAUUAAUGCCAUUAAAAAGGUAUUCAAGAGCACUUCAGGGAUCAAAAUCAAUGCCACAAAGUCUAUGAUAGGUCACUGCCUCGGUGCUGCUGGAGGUCUUGAAGCCAUUGCCACCGUGAAGGCUAUCAACACUGGAUGGCUGCAUCCCUCUAUCAACCAAUUUAAUCCAGAACCAGCGGUGGAUUUUGAUACGGUCGCAAAUGAGAAGAAGCAGCAUGAGGUGAAUGUUGCCAUAUCAAACUCGUUUGGGUUCGGUGGACAUAACUCAGUCGUCGCCUUCUCCGCCUUCAAACCCUGAUGUCGUCAGACCUUUAGAUCCUCAGUUUCCAUCUUUUAGGUCACCACCAUCUUCUUCUCUGCAGCGUCUUGGUUCACAAGUUUGAGCUCCUUUCAGCCUUUUUAUUUUUAUUUGUCAUUGUUUUUGUUUGCUCAACUCUUAAUCUCUUAUUGGUCAUUGAGGUGUUGAGAAUUCAGAUUUUGCUUCUCAAUCCCUGCACGGAAGGUUGUAUCUUAGUUCGUUUCAUAUUUUCCUAAUUUUAUAAACAGAACCAAGAAUAUUGUAGUAAAUAGUGUUAGUAUCGGAAUAAACCCAGUUAGGGGAUCUUUCAUCCUUUUUUUCUUCUUUGUUUAAAGGGGAUCUUUCAUCUUUUUUUCUUUCCAUCGAGGAAUUGUAUUUAAUCACUAGGGUGUAAAAACAGC
Eruca vesicaria subsp. sativa (arugula) is the source of this 1912-nucleotide messenger RNA. NCBI's taxonomy places the organism in Eukaryota, Viridiplantae, Streptophyta, Magnoliopsida, Brassicales, Brassicaceae. The record is from the annotation of a GenBank genome assembly.